Messenger RNA from Nymphalis io (European peacock), 3948 nucleotides. Its product is annotated as mesoderm induction early response protein 1. The transcript has a single exon. The record is from RefSeq and is a predicted model, not a curated record. Gene Ontology annotation, biological process: negative regulation of transcription by RNA polymerase II. Gene Ontology annotation, molecular function: histone deacetylase binding; transcription corepressor activity. Gene Ontology annotation, cellular component: nucleoplasm. Lineage: Eukaryota; Metazoa; Arthropoda; Insecta; Lepidoptera; Nymphalidae. Bases 191 to 1378 code for a protein of 395 amino acids.
UCAUUGUAGUAGGUUGUAUGUCAAAAUAUUUUUGUUUUGUUCGUCGUAUUUUUACUUUUUCAAAGCUUAAUAUGUAAAAAAAUUAAUAAAUUUCAUCAUUUUUAUUAAUUAACUAUAAAAGGUAAAUGCAGUUUUGUAGUUUAGAUGUCAUGUUUAGGAGGCAUAUUCUCCUUUGCUAUUGGUGGUAGUCAUGUCAGAGUGUGCGCUGGUAGCCAGUGUAAGCGAUCAUGAUGCCAGUAUGGAUGUGGGUAACGACAAAUCCCUAUUCGAACCUACUAUUGAUAUGAUGGUAAAUGAUUUCGACGACGAGAGAACAUUAGACGAAGAAGAAGCUUUAGCGGCAGGUGAGCAUCAAGACCCGAAGGCUGAAUUAAAUAGUCUACAGCGGGAAGGUGAUAUGCCUUUAGAGGAAUUACUUGCUUUAUACGGUUACAAUAGAAAUAUGGAUAAACCUAUUCCAGAGCAACCACCAGAGGUGGUGCCAGAGGAGAUUGAAAAGACAGAAUCGGCCUUGCAGCAGUUAUACAGUGACAACACCAGCCCUGAAGCCACGCGGUGCCUCCGGUCAGGUUCGAGACCGCCAUCUGAAGAAGAAGAUGACUAUGAUUAUAGUCCUGAUGAAGAUGACUGGAAGAAAACGAUAAUGGUAGGUAGUGAUUAUCAAGCAGCUAUACCAGAAGGAUUAUGUAGUUAUGAUGAUGCUUUACCUUAUGAAAACGAGGAUAAGUUACUGUGGAAUCCGAGUGUUCUUGAUGAAAAAGUGAUUGAGGACUAUAUGAAAAAAAAUUGUGCUAUGAAUUCAGGAACAGGUGUGGAUGCUGUACCUAUAGGUAAGCAAUUGCGGGAUGAUGAAGAAGCUUUAUUUCUGCUACAACAAUGUGGUCAUAAUGUAGAAGAAGCUUUAAGAAGGCGAAGGAUAUCAGCCCAGACACCUGCCCAUGCAAGUGUGUGGUCAGAGGAAGAGUGUAGAAAUUUCGAAAAUGGUAUCAAAGUUCACGGUAAAGAUUUCCAUUUAAUCCGUCAACAAAAGGUCAGAACAAGAUCUGUUGGUGAACUCGUACAAUUUUAUUAUAUUUGGAAAAAGACAGAGAGACAUGAUAUAUUUGCUAAUAAAACACGAUUAGAGAAGAAAAAGUAUACUUUGCAUCCUGGCCAUACUGAUUAUAUGGAUAGAUUUUUGGAAGAACAGGAAGCAUCAGGGACAAGUGUUAUUCGACCUGUUUCACCCACACCUAUGAUGAUGUAUGUGCCUUCACCAGCUGCUCAGCCUGAUCCUUUAGCUCUGGGGGAAAAGGAGGUGUUUUCCCAACUAAAUCCUCACACAACACCUCCCAGGACCUUGUCCACUGAGGAACCAGAACCUGAUACAGUUUCCUAAUACAUGUAUAUUUGGCUAUGCCAUCUUUCAUGUAGAAUGCACUGUUUAUGACAUAAUUGUUGUUAAAAACUUAGCUAUUCCUGUAUGCAUAAUUGUUUUAAUGUUGAUGAGGUUUUUAAACGUGAGGCCAUAGUUUUUUCAUACAAAUAUGGACAGAUCAGUGUAAAUAAUAAUUAGUCUUGGGGUUUUUUUUUAUAUGGGAAUAGUGUUGCUCAGAAAUUGAAGUGUUGUAACUGUUGCAACAUUUGUAAAGUGUUGCUAUAGUUUUAUAGUAAUGUGUAUUUCUGUGAUGUUCAAAUGUCGUUCAGAAUAAACUUACAAUGCUAGCUGUUUGAUAAAAUGCUUGACUAUAUAUCAAAUAUAAUUGGACUAUUCGGGUUCCGGUUUUAGAUUUGAUGUUAAGUUGAGAUUUUACAUUUUUAAUGUUUUUGUAAAUGUAAUAUAUCGCUGUUCAAACAUAUUUAGGUGCUUACACCUACAAAUGUCUGUAUGUAAUGAAAACAAAUAGUCUAAUUAUAUUGAUAUAUAAGUGAUUUUUAAAAUAAUUAACAGUGUAAAUACUAACCUACAUGUCUAGUGCAUGUAUCAUUAUAUUAAACAUAUUUUUCAGUAUUUUUUACGAGUAAAUAUCAAUAAUUAUUUGUAUAAUGUUUAAUAAAAAUGUAUGAUUUAUUUAAUACAAUGCGAAUUAUAAGUGUUAUUUUAAGUUAUUUUUCUUUUAAAUUAAAUUUAGGAUUGCUGAACUAUGUCUAAUUAUUUUUAAUCUUAUUUAAAAAUAAUCAUUAUGUUCUAAUUGUUUGAUAAGUAAUUCUUAAAUUUUCAGUGAAUAAUUGAAUAGUGUAAGUUUUACUUUUAUAUUAUUCUUCUUCUUCUUCUUCUUUGUUCAAACCCUCUUCCCAGUUCAGCUGGGGUUGGGUCUCCUUGUACAUCUGCGCCAGAGAACUCUGUUCUGGGUUGUCUGUGUACUCAGAUUCUCUUUCUGGGCCUCUUUUUGUAUGUUUGACCACCAGGUUGCGGCGGUCGCCAUCUUCGCGGCGGUCGCCCUCUUCCCCGCGGUCGCCCUUUUCCCCGCGGUCGCCCUCUUCCCCGCGGUCGGUCCGGGAUAUUUAAGGCUUUCUUGAUAGGAUGAUCAUCGUUACGUCUUAGGAUAUGGCCGACUAGCGCAGUCGACAUUCCUUCAAUUUUUCCACAAUUGGUGUUACCUUGAACGAUCCCCUGACAUACUCAUUCCUUACUUUGUCCAGCCGGGUGAUUCCUUCGCCCAUCUAAGCAUUUUCAUCUCGCUUGUAUGCAGUUGUUGUUUUACUUUUAUAUUAUAACUAUGAUAAUAAUUGUGUUAUUACAAUUGAAUUUUAAGUAUAUAUAUAGUUAUACAGUGCCUAUUGCUAUAUUAUAAUAUGCAUAAUAGAAUAAAUAUACUAUUAAAAAGCAUAUCAAAAUAAAAUAAAAAAACUGAAAUUGAUAAACAAUUGUAAUAAUUUUUAACUAAAACUUGAAUGCAAAUAAUAGAAUUAUCAUUAAAAACAUAUUUUUUAAAAUAUAUAUAGUUAAAACCAAUUACUCUGCAAAUGUAUGUAUAUAAUUAUACUUAAUUAUUUAAUAUUAUAUAAAAUAUAGUCCAUUGCAAUAGUAAUAAAUUUUGAAAUAUAUAUAAACUAUAUAAGGUUAAUUGAAAUAAAUAGUUUUUUUUAAAACAAAAUCAAUAAAUGAUUUAUUAACAUUUAAACUACAAGCAGUUGUAUAUUUAACUAGUGGCAAAUGUUUAGAGCCCAUAAUAGAAGGUAAUGCCAGUGGUUAGAAGAUGUGAAUCUUAUCUGAUGCUUUCGAGUUCAAACCCAGGCAAGUAUCAGUGUUUAUAAUUCAUCUUGUGUUCGGUGGUAAAGGAAAACAUCGUGAGGAAACGUACAUGUAAUGGACCAACCCACAAUGGAGCAAGUUUCAAACCUUCUAGAAAAAGAGAGGAGGCCUUAGUCCAGCUGUAGGAGGGCCUGUUACUUUACUUUUACAAUUUUAUGUAUAUACUUUAGAUGUACAUCCUUCAGGUUCAUCGUUCAUAUGUACAUAUUAUGGAAUGGGCUAUAUUUUUAAGUAUAUAGGGCUGUCAUUGUAUAUUAGCCAUCUCAGUCAAUUAAGCUGGAUGUUUUAUGUUAUGUGGAUUAAAUACUUCUUUGGAAAUUACGAUAAAUUGUGUAAUUUUUACAAUGUCGGGAUUCAUUUACAAAUAUUACUGCAUUUUGAACGACGACGGUAAAUAUUUAUAACAAAAAAUGUUUAUAUUUGUUAGUUUUUUUGGACAUAGAAACUAUAAAGUAGUAUAAUAAAUUGCUAGUUCUUCAAGUCACGAAACAUUCUUAAGAAGCAAAUGCCGUCGUAUUUCUAAUCGAAUACAAACAAAACGUUAGUUUUGGGUUAAUAUGCGUUUCAAGACUGUUUGAGGGGUUAUGAUAAAUACCCACAUAAGUACAAACUACAGUUUGUUUUAUACUUGCACGUAUAAUAAUAAUUUUUUUACUUGUAGUACAUAGAUAAUGGUGUAAAAAAUUAAAUUUAAGAAUAAACAGUGCAAAUCG